Molecule: messenger RNA, 947 nt
Organism: Annulohypoxylon maeteangense
Lineage: Eukaryota; Fungi; Ascomycota; Sordariomycetes; Xylariales; Hypoxylaceae
Exons: 1
Coding region: 75-407 (110 amino acids)
Source: RefSeq, a predicted model, not a curated record
UGGACGGCGGCGUGCUGAUACUGGGCAGCAGCGUGCUGUCCCGCGUGCUGUCCAGCAGGAAGGUGGUAGUCACUAUGGGUGUGGUAGGGCCCGGCGUGCUGCGGCUGCGGCUGCUGCUGGGGGUUCUGGGGGCGCAACUGGUAAAAGGCAGGGUAAGGAGUCGGGCGCGACGCGGCGUCAUGGUGAGGGUAGGGACACGCGCGGAACUGGUGACCGUGCGAGCAGACGCUUCCUCCGCCGUGGUUACUUCCUUGGUGCACACUCUGGGGUCGCUGCUGAAGUUGCUGGUGCGGCUGCUGCGGAAGUUGCUGCUGGGGUUGCGGCAUGGGGGUGGUAGCAGGCGCGGAGGCAGGCACGGAGAAUGUAGAGGGUGUGGAGGGUGUGGAGGGUAUGGAGGACAGGUCUAAGCUUGAACUAGAAGACAUAGUCACGGCGGGAAGGAGGCUAUUUUUUAUAGCGUUAGUGGUGUACGAAUCGCCGACAUGUAGGUGAGAAGAAAUGAACAUGUGGGAUUAUUGUGAGGGAGGAUGGGGAGGAUAAUCACGCCGGACUUACUGGAUGAUAUUUUUUUUAACGAGAUAAAUUUCAGGCGGACGCGAAUCGCGCGAUAGAGAACUUUUCACGGGUCAGAUAUGUCGGCGAUGGCAUUAAAAUGUGUUGGUAGAUGAAGGUAAAGGGAUGGGAAAGGUGAAUAUUAUCGACGGGAAUAUGUUUUACUUACCAGUUUGCGAUUGUUAAUUUUUUUUCUCGACGAACGAACGAAGAAAGUUUGAGGACGGUUGUUGUUGAGAUGAGAAAAAAAGAAAUAAAAGUUUGAGACGGCAAAGUUGGUGAUAUAUAGAGUGGGGGAUCAGAAGGGACGGUAACGACGGUAGACAUCUGUAUGGUAACAACCACUAGACUACAGGGGGUCCAGGGACCUUUUGUCCUCCUGCCUACUACAAUUC